Molecule: messenger RNA, 1127 nt
Organism: Pogonomyrmex barbatus (red harvester ant)
Lineage: Eukaryota; Metazoa; Arthropoda; Insecta; Hymenoptera; Formicidae
Product: alpha1,4-N-acetylgalactosaminyltransferase 1-like
Biological process (GO): glycosphingolipid biosynthetic process
Molecular function (GO): hexosyltransferase activity
Source: RefSeq, a predicted model, not a curated record
CUAAGUUUAAGGAUUGCAAUCAUUUAAAAUUAUUUUUUAAGUAAAUAUUACCUCCUUUUCUCUAAUUUUCAGAUGAACAAAUGUUGAUACCAAGCAGAUGUCUGUUCUUCCAUGAAACCACAUGUUCACCGCCGAAUCUCACACCUCGACAAGCCUGCGCUGUGGAAUCAGCGGCUAGAAAUAAUCGCAAUUUGAAUGUUUUCCUGCUUUUCUUCGCGACGGGGCAGUUCUCUAAAAAAUCCAAGAAAUUUGUUGAGAUUUUAGAGACUUACGAUAAUGUGUAUAUAAGGAGAGUACGUUUGUCGACAUAUAUUAUCGAUACGCCGAUAGAAGACUGGUUUUCCGCAAAUAUCCGGGAAUUUUCGAAGAAUCACGACUGGCUAUACAAAGACUUCCAUGACUAUCUUCGUAUGUUGACACUAUGGAAGUUCGGCGGCGUGGCAUUGAAUUUGGACAGCGUGAUACUGGCAUCGUUGGACGAGCUGACUACUUUCGCGGGCGUGCAGGACGACCGAGAUAUGGGUAUUGGUGUAUUUGGCGUCGACACCAGUACGAAUUUCGGUAGGAUGUUCGUCGACGCCUGUAUGGAAGUCAUUCGAAGUAUAGACACGUCUAGCUAUUCGAGAUACAACAUCACGAGAAUCGUGACCAAAGCUGUGCAGGAACUCUGUUAUCAGCGAAACAUUCUUUCUCGGCAAGAUAAGGAAUGUCGACAAUUCAUGAUUUAUCCACCUGAGAAAUUUUAUCCUGCGUCUUCUGACUUUCAUAAUAUUUUUCUGAAUGCAACAAGAACGGAAGAAAUGAUGAAGACAGGAAAAAACGCCAUGGCGAUCCAUCUGUGGAAAGAUUAUAAUCAGGAUGCUAAAACGGAUAAUAUAGCGGCCUACAAAUUAGUGGCUAGACAACAUUGUCCGAAAAUAUAUGAGUUUGCUAGAAAUAACUUUUAAUUAAUUCAUUGAUAUGUACUGAUAUGUAGAUACAAGAUACCUGUUUAUAUUGUAAAUUAAAUAAAUUAAGCAAUCAAGUAAAAUUAUGUAUUUUAAUACAUGAAUGUAUGUUAACGAUAAUUAAGAACACAUGUGAAAAAUGUUGCCUCUUCUGUAUAAUAUAAAAUUAUUUUUUAAUAA